AUGUCAUCUAUCAACAGCCAGAAGGUCUACUCUGACCAAAAAAACAGUCGAGAUAAGAGAUGUACCUCUCCUACACAGAAUGUCACUACCAACACACCUUAUAUUCAAAUACUACAAGGACGUGAUGGUCGUGAUGGCAUACAAGGUCCUCCUGGACCAGCUGGUACACCUGGAAGAGAUGGUACCAAUGGUAAAGAUGGAAUGAAAGGCAACAAAGGAGAACGAGGACAACAAGGGCCUCCAGGACCAAGAAAUGGAGGUGUGGUCUUUACUAGAUGGGGACGUACCACCUGUCCUACAACCAAUGAUACAGAAUUACUCUACAAAGGGAAAGCUGCAAGUAGUUCUCAUGACCAAACUGGAGGUGGAGCUAACUACAUUUGUCUACCAAUCAACCUGAGUUUUUAUCAUACAUGCCUGGUGUUCAUCAAUAUCAGUCAUUAUAUCUAUGGAGUAGAGUAUGAAACUUACGAAAAUGGUCCCUUAGCUUCAAUUCACGAUCAUAAUGCCCCCUGUGCUGUAUGUUAUGUUGUUUCUACUAGAGUAUCAUAUCUGAUGAUACCAGCAAAGGUUACAUGUCCAUUAACAUGGACCACAGAAUAUCAAGGUUACCUCAUGGCUGAGCUCUUUAGCCACAAACAUAAUGCAGUCUAUGUGUGUGUUGAUAAAGAUCCUGAAUCUAUUCCAGGAAGUGGUGCUAACACUAAUGGUGCUUUAUUCUAUCAUGUUCAAGCUCAAUGUAAUGGACUUCUCUGUCCUCCAUAUGAUAAGGAGAAGGAGCUAGCCUGUGUGGUGUGUACCAGGUGA
This is a messenger RNA of Gigantopelta aegis, 807 nucleotides long. RefSeq names its product short-chain collagen C4-like. The record is from RefSeq and is a predicted model, not a curated record. Lineage: Eukaryota; Metazoa; Mollusca; Gastropoda; Neomphalida; Peltospiridae. The transcript is spliced from 2 exons. Bases 1 to 807 code for a protein of 268 amino acids.